UACGACAUGAUCCUUCCCACCAAACCUACACCCGUCUCCGUUAUCCUCUCACGCACUUUUUUCCUCCACCAAAGAUUCACCCAAGCCAGAGCCAGAUAGAGAGUGAGCGAGUGAGCUUCUCUACUCUUGCCCCUGUCCCUGAAAAUGGCCUGCUCUGCUGCCUCCACCACUCUCUUCUCCUCAAACCCUCGGGCUUUCUCCAUCAAUUCCGCCUCUCCCAUCUCCAACCCCUUCUCUCAAUCCCUAACCAUCCCCAAGUCCUUCAUCGGCCUCCGUAAACCCCUCCAAUCCCAUGCCCCUCGCUCCGUUUCGCUCACUCGCGGCUCCCGUUCUCGACGGAGCUUCGUCGUCAGGGCUUCCACCGACCUUCCAUUGGUUGGAAAUAUAGCACCAGAUUUCGAGGCGGAGGCUGUUUUUGAUCAAGAAUUCAUCAAGGUUAAACUCUCCGAAUAUAUUGGAAAGAAAUAUGUCAUUCUAUUUUUCUACCCAUUGGACUUCACAUUUGUUUGUCCUACAGAAAUCACUGCUUUCAGUGACCGCCAUGCAGAAUUUGAGAAGCUAAACACGGAAAUAUUGGGUGUCUCAAUUGACAGUGUGUUCUCUCACCUUGCAUGGGUCCAAACAGACAGAAAGUCAGGUGGGCUUGGUGAUCUGAAAUAUCCCCUGAUUUCUGAUGUCACCAAAUCAAUCUCCAAGUCCUAUGGUGUGCUAAUCCCAGAUCAGGGGAUAGCAUUGAGGGGACUUUUCAUCAUUGACAAGGAAGGAGUCAUACAACACUCCACCAUUAACAAUCUUGCCAUAGGCCGGAGUGUUGACGAGACAAAGAGAACACUCCAGGCUUUGCAGUAUGUGCAGGAGAACCCCGAUGAAGUGUGCCCAGCUGGAUGGAAGCCAGGAGAGAAGUCCAUGAAGCCAGACCCCAAGCUCAGCAAGGAGUACUUCUCAGCAAUAUAGAGUCGAGCUACCAUUUAUGACCCCAGUUGCGUGUUUAUUUAAAUUCGAGAGGUGUAAAGGAGUUUUGUAUUUGUGUAAUAUCUUAUUAUAAGUUCUCGUGAAUUUUGAGCGGUGGAUUGUGCGAAUAAAUUUGGGACUUAAACCUGUUUU
Molecule: messenger RNA, 1104 nt
Organism: Juglans microcarpa x Juglans regia
Lineage: Eukaryota; Viridiplantae; Streptophyta; Magnoliopsida; Fagales; Juglandaceae
Product: 2-Cys peroxiredoxin BAS1, chloroplastic
Exons: 7
Coding region: 145-954 (269 amino acids)
Biological process (GO): hydrogen peroxide catabolic process; cell redox homeostasis; cellular response to stress
Molecular function (GO): thioredoxin peroxidase activity
Source: RefSeq, a predicted model, not a curated record